This is a messenger RNA of Echinostoma caproni, 657 nucleotides long. The record is from the annotation of a GenBank genome assembly. Lineage: Eukaryota; Metazoa; Platyhelminthes; Trematoda; Plagiorchiida; Echinostomatidae.
AAGGUGUUCUGUUCUGUGUGUAACAAGCGCUGCAAAGGUGAUACACUGAAAAUCGAGGAAAAUUUUGUUCAUCACAAGUGUUUUCAAUGUACAAAAUGUAAAAAGAAUUUGCAGAAAGGAGGAUUUUUCGUUCGAGACCAGCGCUUCUAUUGUCCAGAAGAUUAUCAGAGCUCAUUCGGUGUCACAUGUGAGGCAUGUCACGCCUACGUUGAGGGCGAAGCUGUAACCGUUCUCGGAAAAACGUUUCACACUCACUGUUUCCGGUGUCACACGUGCGGCCGCCUGUUCUCUUCCGGAGAAAGAACAACCAUAAUUGAUGGAGUCUACUACUGCGUGUCCUGUGCAACUCAAAUCUCAAACGGUCUUCCCACUUCGCGCCCUACCGGUGAAUUUGACUCCGUACCACCCAGUCUUUCGUCCCCAUCAAAAUCCAAAACCUAUCCUGAACGAGGUCAGCGGGAUCCGGUUUCCUCGAGCGUCUCUUGGACGCAAAAAACAAUGCCUACCGGAUUGAGAAGUAGCAUACCACGCUCUGAUACCGCCAAUCACGAUGACGAACCACUCUCGACCAGUCUGACCAACGGUGUGGAAAAAGACUAUCCCCUGGUCAGUGACCAAUUGACAGUCCAGAUCCAUGAAAAUGGAUAUUCAAGUUAG